AUGCUGAUCUUUGGGUGUCUGAUACUGCUGUUGACGACUUUUUCCGUUGUGUGGACACGAGCUGGAGCAGAAGAACAGGCCACAAACAACGGACAACAAACGAAAGCGAAGUUGGAGCCAACUGAAGCGAAUGCUGAGACUCUGGUAUACGUUCAAGUGGCAUGGCGGCAUGGAGAUCGAACUCCGGCGUCAUCGGUGCCAUUCUAUGAUGCCAGUGCAUGGGAGGAAGGAUUGGGAGAAUUAACAAUGAAAGGAAUAGGACUCUUUCCUCCUUCAAAAUCGGAAACUUGGGAUGCUGACUUACCGUGGCAACCGGUUCCCGUUCACUCUGUACCAAAAACUAUGGACAAGGAACUUUACGAAGAUAUCGAUUGUCCAGCAGCUUCUUCUGAAUUUUCAAAAGUAUGGGACUCGACGGUGGUGCGCAAGAUGGUCAGUGAAAACGAAGACCUAAUCAAAUAUCUCGGCGAGAAAUCUCAAAUCCCAGACUUCAAUCUCGACAAAUUGUGGAUGGUAUACGAUAAUCUUUUCUGUAUGCUCCAACAUAUGGAAACUCAUAAAUGGCCUUCGUGGAUAAAUGAUUCUAUUUUCGACAGGGUUCAGAAGCUCUAUGAUGGCUACUCUAGAACAAAGUAUCAUACGGAUGUUUUGCGCCGCUUACGAGGAGGACCUUUGCUGAAGGAUAUUCUAGAUCGGUUUGUUGCGAAAGUGAAUGGAGCUCUGGGAAUUGGACCAAAGUUGUUCGCCUAUUCAGCGCACGACACUACGCUUGCUGCAAUGCUAUCAUCAUUGGGCAUAUAUCCAACAGUAUUUCCACGGUAUUCAAGUGCUGUGCUUUUGGAACUUCACAGAAAAGAUGGAAAGCUUGUAGUUCAGGUGUUUCAUAAAAAUGAAACUGAUGUCGAUGAUCUGUAUCGCUACGAAAUUCCUGGCUGUGGUGAUCCAUGUACGCUCGAUGCACUGCGAUUAGCUGUGGACAGGCAACAUUCUAUGUUUAGAUACCUUCCUACUGACUGGACAACAGAAUGUGGACUUGCUGGACUGAAUGUUGUGAAUUAUAUGGGACAGCCAUUUCCAGUUUCACCGAAGGAGAGUGCAUUGGAGGCAUCAUUGAAGAUUAAGGAAUCUCCAGUCAAGAUCUGUUAG
Molecule: messenger RNA, 1146 nt
Organism: Angiostrongylus costaricensis
Lineage: Eukaryota; Metazoa; Nematoda; Chromadorea; Rhabditida; Metastrongylidae
Source: the annotation of a GenBank genome assembly